This is a messenger RNA of Oryctolagus cuniculus (rabbit), 1868 nucleotides long. RefSeq names its product Golgi pH regulator. NCBI's taxonomy places the organism in Eukaryota, Metazoa, Chordata, Mammalia, Lagomorpha, Leporidae. The record is from RefSeq and is a predicted model, not a curated record. Gene Ontology annotation, cellular component: Golgi cisterna membrane. Gene Ontology annotation, biological process: intracellular pH reduction. Gene Ontology annotation, molecular function: voltage-gated monoatomic anion channel activity.
UAGCGCGGAAGAGCCGCUCUUCCGGGCGCCGGCCCCCGGGUGAAGGCCGCCUGUGGGAAGGGGCCGGUGGCCCCAGCGUGCGGUGGGCUUGGGGCGUUGUAAGUGGAGGCAUGAGCCCUCCUUACGCUUCGCCAUGAGUUUCCUGAUCGACUCCAGCAUUAUGAUUACCUCCCAGAUACUUUUUUUUGGAUUUGGGUGGCUUUUUUUCAUGCGCCAAUUGUUUAAGGACUAUGAGGUGCGACAAUAUGUUGUACAAGUGAUCUUCUCUGUGACUUUCGCGUUUUCCUGCACCAUGUUUGAGCUCAUCAUCUUUGAAAUCUUAGGCGUAUUGAAUAGCAGCUCCCGUUAUUUUCACUGGAAAAUGAACCUGUGUGUAAUUCUGCUGAUCCUGGUUUUCAUGGUGCCUUUUUACAUUGGCUAUUUUAUCGUGAGCAACAUCCGCCUAUUGCAUAAACAGCGACUACUUUUUUCCUGUCUCCUAUGGUUGACCUUUAUGUAUUUCUUCUGGAAACUAGGAGAUCCAUUUCCCAUUCUCAGCCCAAAACAUGGGAUCUUAUCCAUAGAACAGCUCAUCAGCCGGGUUGGUGUGAUCGGAGUGACUCUCAUGGCUCUGCUGUCUGGAUUUGGUGCUGUCAACUGCCCGUAUACUUACAUGUCCUACUUCCUCAGGAAUGUGACUGACACAGAUAUUCUAGCCCUGGAGCGACGACUGCUCCAAACCAUGGAUAUGAUCAUAAGCAAAAAGAAAAGGAUGGCAAUGGCACGGAGAACUAUGUUCCAAAAGGGGGAGGUGCAUAACAGACCUUCAGGAUUCUGGGGAAUGAUAAAAAGCGUUACUGCUUCAGCACCAGGAAGUGAAAAUCUUACUCUUAUUCAACAGGAAGUGGAUGCUUUGGAAGAAUUAAGCAGGCAGCUUUUUCUGGAAACAGCUGACCUCUAUGCUACCAAGGAGAGAAUUGAGUAUUCCAAAACCUUCAAGGGGAAAUACUUUAAUUUUCUGGGUUACUUUUUCUCCAUUUACUGUGUUUGGAAAAUCUUCAUGGCAACCAUCAAUAUUGUUUUUGAUCGAGUUGGGAAAACUGAUCCUGUCACAAGAGGCAUUGAGAUCACUGUGAAUUACUUGGGAAUCCAAUUUGACGUGAAGUUCUGGUCCCAACACAUUUCCUUCAUUCUGGUUGGAAUAAUCAUUGUCACAUCCAUCAGAGGAUUGCUGAUCACGCUUACCAAGUUUUUUUAUGCCAUCUCCAGCAGUAAAUCCUCCAAUGUCAUUGUCCUGUUGUUAGCACAGAUAAUGGGCAUGUACUUCGUCUCUUCUGUGCUGCUGAUCCGGAUGAGCAUGCCUGUGGAAUACCGCACCAUAAUCACUGAAGUCCUCGGAGAACUGCAGUUCAACUUCUAUCACCGCUGGUUUGAUGUGAUCUUCCUGGUCAGCGCGCUUUCCAGCAUACUCUUCCUCUAUUUGGCUCACAAACAGGCCCCAGAGAAGCAUAUGGCACCUUGAACUCAGGCUGUUACUGAUAGUGACCAAUAGUAUCAGAAUUUGGAUUGAAGAGGGAAAGUGGAGAGGACCAGGACUUAAACAAGAUGCUGCGGCAGCAUAGGUUUCCUCCAGAGAUGAUACUGAGAUCGGGAGUAGCAUCAACUAGGCCUUGAGUAGAAGUAACUCCAGGCAGUCCUCAGCAGACAGCGUUCUGUGUGGAUUUUAGCCUCAGGCCAGGUGGGAGUGAAGGUUGGGGGGAAAUACACUGGAACUCUGGGGCAAGAGAUGUUUGUGGUAACUGGGCCAAAUACGUUGGAUUUCUGUUUUAAGUCAGUGCUCACAUGGAGUAAGUAGGCUGUGGCUUUCCCAUUAAAAUCAGAUUAUGACA